Messenger RNA from Lotus japonicus, 1334 nucleotides. RefSeq names its product probable N-acetyltransferase HLS1-like. Gene Ontology annotation, molecular function: acyltransferase activity, transferring groups other than amino-acyl groups. The record is from RefSeq and is a predicted model, not a curated record. The transcript has 3 exons. Bases 52 to 1230 code for a protein of 392 amino acids. NCBI's taxonomy places the organism in Eukaryota, Viridiplantae, Streptophyta, Magnoliopsida, Fabales, Fabaceae.
CUGUUCCCACACCUCAUAUCUAGUACUUCACUUGCUUCUUUUAGACUAGGGAUGGAGAGCAAGUUCCUUAUAAGAGAGUAUGAUGUAAAUAGAGAUGUUAAAGUGGUGGGGAAGCUUGAAAGGGACUGUGAGAUCGGGAGUACUCAACAAGGGAUCUCCAUUUUCACCAACAUGAUGGGAGACCCUUUAUCUAGGAUUAAGUUCUACCCCCUUCAUGUUAUGUUGGUGGCUGAGCUGCUUGAAAAUGGAGAGCUUGUUGGAGUAGUUGGAGGAUGCAUCAAGAGUGUGCAGACUACUCCAGCUUCUGGAUCACUCUUGAAGAUGGGUUGCAUACUAGGCCUCAGAGUCUCUCCUACACAGAGGAGAAAAGGGGUUGCACUAAAACUUGUGAACUCAGUUGAAGAAUGGAUGCUGAGAAAUGGGGCUGAGCACGCAUUCCUAGCCACUGAAAAGAACAAUGAAGCCUCAAAAAACCUAUUUACCAACAAAUGCAACUAUCAUCACCUCAGCUCACUUGUCAUAUUUGUCCAUCCCAUUAGUUUCCCUCCAAAGCAUCACAUUUCCAAUAAUGAUAUCAAAAUAGAGAAGUUAAACAUAGACCAGGCAAUUUCCUUGUACAGAAGAAUCAUGAGGGCCAAAGAGUUGUAUCCACUAGACAUGGAAGUUAUUUUGAAGGAGAAGCUCACCCUUGGAACUUGGGUGAGUUAUUACAAAAAUGAAGGCUGGCUCAACUUGGAAAGAAAGUUAGAAAGUGAAGAACGCAUUGGCAAUGAAAUUACCAACAGCUCAUGGAUUGUGUUUAGCAUAUGGAACACUUGUGAAGCUUAUAAGCUUCAACUCAAGUCUCAGCCACUUAGGUUUCUUUUAAAUCAUGCAAAGGACAAGAUUUUCCCUUGUUUGAGAAUGUUGGUGAGUGACUCACUUUGUGGGCCUUUUGGGUUUCUCUUCCUCUAUGGACUCCAUGGAGAGGGAGAGAACCUUGGGGAGCUUAUGGAAUCUAUAUGGAGGUUCACAUCAAAAAUGGGAGAAAAUUUGAAGGAUUGUAGAGUGGUUAUCACUGAGUUAGGGUUAGGGGAUCCACUUGUAAACCAUAUCCCUCAAACAGCUUCUAUGUCGUGUAUCGAUGAUGUGUGGUACACAAAAAGGCUUUCACUUUCAAGCCACAGUGAUGAAUCGCUGAUGAUGAAGAGACAACUCGGUAAUGUGUUUGUUGACCCAAGAGAAUUUUAGGUAUUUAAUAACACCCACGGCUAGCUUGCAUGUCUUGAUCAGUUAGUUAUUUUUCUUCAGAAUCAAUUUUGUUCUUCCCGGAAUUGUCUAAGCUUAAGAAUCCA